Molecule: messenger RNA, 1048 nt
Organism: Panicum virgatum (switchgrass)
Lineage: Eukaryota; Viridiplantae; Streptophyta; Magnoliopsida; Poales; Poaceae
Product: 36.4 kDa proline-rich protein-like
Exons: 1
Coding region: 244-678 (144 amino acids)
Source: RefSeq, a predicted model, not a curated record
AGAGGACAACUCGCCCUGACUUGGGCGUCGAAGCAACGACGACCGGCGCCAGCCACAACCAUGGCUGCCGGGACGAGACAGUGAGACAUGGCACCAGCUCGGCCAUUGCCAUUGCCGCUUCGAUCGCAGCCUCACGUACGCCUAUAUAAGCGCGCCCUGCUUAAUUCACUGGCACCACUCAAGCUGAGCUCAGCUGUAGCCUAGCUAGCUAGGUAGCUAAUAAAUCCAUCACAUCCCCGCGCCAUGGCGAAGAACCACCACCGCAUUGUGGCGCUCCUGCUCGUCGCGGCCACGCUGGUCGCGCAGCUCAUCGCGCCGGCCGCGGCCUGCCCGUCCUGCCCGACGCCUAAGCCUCCGCCGCCGCCCCCGACGCCCGUGCCGUGCCCGCCGCCGCCGUCGUCCGCGCCGCCGUCCACGGGCAAGUGCCCCCUGAACACGCUGAAGCUGCUGGCGUGCGUGGACGCGCUCAACGGGCUGGUGCACGCCGUGGUCGGCGCCAAGGCCAGCGAGAAGUGCUGCCCGCUGCUGCAAGGCGUGGCCGACCUCGACGCCGCGCUCUGCCUCUGCACCACCAUCAAGGUCAAGGCGCUCAGCAUCAACCUCGUGCUCCCCAUCGCCAUCGAGGUGCUCGUCAACGAGUGCCACAAGAACGUCCCCGCCAGCUUCCAGUGCCCGUAAUCACACACUCACUCAUCACUAUUGCGUAUGUAUGUACCAUUAAUUAAUUAUACAUCUGCAUGCAUGCAUCCAUGCAUGAUGGGUUAAGGUUAUGAUAAACCAGUCAUAUACUCAUAUAUCUAUAUAUAUCUUAAGCAUGUACGUAUAGCUUAAUGCAUGAGCUCUCUUUGGCUUGUGAUAUAAAUGGAGCUGUGGAUUGUCCAUUUGUUUUUGUAAUUGUGUAUCAAUAUUGUAACAUGAACCAGUGUGAGAGUUGUGGGCUUGGAACUUGUAGUGACCAAAAAGAUUUAUAUGAAUAAAGCGUGUGUGUCAUACAUGUAUAUACGAAGUUUACAGUUCACAAAAAUUUAUUACAGUAAUAAUUUUCGUA